This is a messenger RNA of Drosophila sechellia, 1779 nucleotides long. RefSeq names its product arginine/serine-rich coiled-coil protein 2. The record is from RefSeq and is a predicted model, not a curated record. Bases 84 to 1616 code for a protein of 510 amino acids. The transcript is spliced from 4 exons. Lineage: Eukaryota; Metazoa; Arthropoda; Insecta; Diptera; Drosophilidae.
UAGCAAUUGAUUACUUUUUUUUUUGGACGCACCUGCGUGCUUCAGCCACAUUUUUGGCCUAAAACAAUUUUUGGCCAAAAACAAUGGAGGCCCUAGUGAAUUAUAGUAGUGAGGACGACCAGGAGGAUGCUGGCUUUCAGAUACGGGCACCACAACAACAACAACAACAACUGCAGCAUUUGCCGCAUGCUAAAUCCACGAAAACAACAACAACUGCUAGCUUCCUAAAGCAGAAGAACAACAAUAACAAUGGUAGUGGCAAUAGUCCGCGCGGCAAGGAAAGAGAGCGCGAGCGGGAGAGAGAGAAGACAAAGCCGAUGUCGCAGCAGCAGAGUCGUAGGAGCAGCAGCGGAGGCCGCAUUGAUGAGGAGCCGAAGCCCAGCAGUCGCCACCGCCAGGAGCGGGACAAGGACAGGGAACGGGACCGCGACCGCGAACGUGACAAGGACAAGGACAAGAAGCGCAGCGAUUCAGAACGCAGUCGGGACAAAGGACGCGACAAGGAUCACAGCAAGGGCGACCAUCGCCACCAUCGUACCAAAGACGGCAACAGCCACAGGGAGCGGGAGCGCGAUCGUGACCGGGAGAGGGAGCGAGAUCGCGACAAGGAUCGGGACCGCAGGCGUUCGGAGAAGAGCAGUCGCCACCACAGUGGCAAGGAACGCCAUCAUCAUCAUCACAACAACUCAUCGUCAGCCGCCGCUGCAGCGGUCAGUGCAGCAUCAGUCCGUCGCUCCCAUGAUGAACGCAGUCGUCGUCGCCGGGACUCUCGAUCCGAUUCCCGCACACCCCCGGGCACGCCGCCCGCUCGUCGCCACCAUCAGUCGCAACAGUCACGCAAAUAUCGCGAACGCGACUCCAGCAGCCGCUCCAGAUCUCCGAAGGAAGAACAUGCCACAACACUUCGCGUUGGAGCUGUGGCCGGAUCUCAUGUUCUGCUCGCUAAGUCAGGCGGCGGAGCAGGAUCAACGGCAACUAAUGCAACAGCAGCGGCGAGGGUUGCAGCGGCCGCUCUGGUAGCUGCCAAUGCAGCAGCCGCAGCUAUGGCAGCCGGUUCAUCUGGCGGCGGUGGCGGUGGUCUCCUGCCCACGCCCAACUAUGCGCCCAAGAUACCCUCGCUGAUGUCCUUGGAGCUGAGCACACCAGCGGCAGCAGCACCAGUCGCAGAACCCAUCCAGCUGCCCAGUUACUACAAUCCGAGCAUCAUCAAUGCCAAUCGCUAUGCGGAGCAGCAGCAGAAGCGCAAGCUGCUGUGGGGCUCCAAGAAGAGCGAGAACUCGGCGAACAAGUGGGGCAACGCGCACUUCUCCCAGGACUCCGACGGCAAGGUGGCCUCCAAGUUUAUGCGCCUGAUGGGUAUCAAGAACACAGGUACUUCCGACAAUGGCGAUGACAGGGCAGAGUCCACCAAUGGGAGUGCAGCAGGCGAGGGAAAUCGCGCAGUCAGAGGUGCUGCGCCAUCGGGAGCCGCUGGCGGAACGAAAGUGCCCACGGACGUGCAGCAGCGCCAGCGCAUGUUCUCCAACAUGGAGCAGCAGUACGAGAUGGCGCGAGCCGCCACACACACGAUGCGCGGCGUGGGGCUUGGUUUCGGAUCCCAGCCACGUACUUUCUAGAAGGGAUCGGAACGGAGUAGGAUCGGCUCCCUGCCAGGCUGUAAAUACCAUGCCACUUACUCAACUCAUUAGUCAGUCAAUAUGUUUCUCCUCAACAACUUUUUGUUUGUGUUGAGCAAAUGUUUUUUUGAUUUCAAAUAAACGUUGCAACCGAAUUUAUGAA